Messenger RNA from Ipomoea triloba (trilobed morning glory), 2182 nucleotides. Its product is annotated as pentatricopeptide repeat-containing protein At2g35130. Bases 127 to 1905 code for a protein of 592 amino acids. The transcript has 8 exons. Gene Ontology annotation, molecular function: protein binding. Lineage: Eukaryota; Viridiplantae; Streptophyta; Magnoliopsida; Solanales; Convolvulaceae. The record is from RefSeq and is a predicted model, not a curated record.
UCGUCUACAUAUGUAAAGAUAUUUUUUCAGUUUCAUUAUCAUCAAUCUUAUCCCACAAAUUAAAAAUGGCAGCACCUCUUAGAACUCAGAAGAACACACACAGAAUAAACUUAGGGUCUCGUUUUUAUGGCUACUGCCACCGGCUCUCCCUCCCUCUUACGUGGUCCGCUGACAAUACGAGCUUUGAGUUUCGUUAUCAAAUGCCCUGUAAAUUAUAUACUAUUUGAGCCAAAAAUCUACAGGAGUGGGGAGAGAUGGAGGGUGAGAAGCUCCAGUGAUGACUGGAAAAAGGACAGUUCUUUUGUUGAUAAACGAGGGAGAGUUAGACAUUUUGAUCGCAAAAAGGUUUCGAGGAAAAAGAAUGGUUCUUUAAGGGGUAAAGGGUGGAAAUAUGGGUCUGGAUUUGUUGAUGGUAUUUUCCCAGUCCUGAGCCCUAUUGCUCAGCAAAUUCUCAACUUUAUGCUCAAGGAAACUGACAGGGAACAAAUUUGGAAUUCUUUGGAUAGUCUUCCACCCACUAAUCACUGUUGGGAUGAUAUAGUUAAUGUAGCGGUUCAGCUUCGAAUCGAUAAACAAUGGGAUCCAAUUAUACUGAUUUGUGAAUGGGUACUGAAUAGGAGUUCCUUCAAGCCAGAUGUGAUUUGUUUCAAUCUGCUGAUAGAUGCUUAUGGGCACAAGUCACUUUCUAGAAGGGCAGAAUCUAUGUACAUGGAGCUUCUAGAAUCUCGAUGCAUGCCAACUGAGGAUACAUAUGCCCUUCUUGUAAAAGCUUAUUGCAAAUGUAAGCAGCUGGCGAAGGCCGAAGCUGUCUUUUCUGAGAUGCGAAAGAAUCGCCUUCCCCCGAGUACAGUUGUAUAUAAUGCAUAUAUUGAUGGGUUGAUGAAGGCAAGAGAAUCCGAAAAGGCUGUCGAGAUCUUCCAGAGGAUGAAGAGGGAGAACUGUCGGCCAUCGACUGACACUUAUACCAUGUUGAUCAAUUUAUAUGGAAAGGAGAAUAAAUCCUACAUUGCCAUGAAAGUGUUUGAUGAAAUGAGGAGCCAGAAAUGUAAACCGAAUAUCUGCACCUACACAGCUCUAGUGAAUGCUUUUGCCAGGGAUGGCCUAUGCGAAAAGGCCGAAGAAAUCUUUGAACAGAUGCAGGAAAAGGGGCUCGAGCCCGACGUCUAUGCCUAUAAUGCCCUAAUGGAAAGUUACAGUCGUGCAGGUUAUCCUUACGGUGCUGCUGAAAUUUUUUCUCUGAUGCAGCACAUGGGUUGCGAGCCAGACAUAGCCUCGUAUAAUAUCAUGGUAGAUGCUUAUGGGCGAGCAGGCCUUUACGAGGAUGCGCACGCUAUAUUUGAUGAGAUGAAGCGGCUAAGAAUAGCCCCAACGAUGAAAUCCUACAUGCUACUCCUAUCAGCCUACUCGAGAAUUGGGAAUGUUUCACAAUGUGAGGAUAUUGUGAAGCAAAUGCACAUCUCGGGGAUCAAACCAGACACAUUUGUUUUCAACACCAUGCUAAACCUGUAUGGUCGUCUAGGCCAGUUCGCGAAGAUGGAACAAGUCUUGGCCGCGUUGGGAAGUGGACCAUAUGUAGCCGAUAUCAGCACGUACAACAUCCUGAUCAACUCAUAUGCUCGCGCAGGGUUCAUCGAGGACAUGGAAGAGGUUUUCAGGUCACUUCCUGGUAAGAACUUGAAGCCUGAUGUUGUGACCUGGACAUCUCGGCUUGGAGCUUAUUCGAGGAAGAAACUGUACGACAGAUGUCUCGAGAUUUUCGAGGAAAUGAUCGAUGAUGGAUGUUACCCGGAUGACAAAACCGUUAAGGUGUUGCUGGCUUCUUGUUCAAGUGAAGAGCAGAUUGAUCAACUCACCACUGUUAUGAGAACAAUGCACAAACAUCCUGCUGCCAUGGAGCUGGUUUGAACAAGUGGCAGCUCAAACAUACAGUCAUGAACAUGAUGGGGAUAAAAAAAAGAAAAAAGUAACACAUAGCUACAACUUGAUUCUUGGGUUGAGUUAAGAUUAUGGUUUGGCAGAUGGCUUUGGACUUUGUUAUAUACCACACUAGGGUUUUGGUAGUGUAAAGAAAAAAGCAAAGUUGUAAUUUUGGCCAAUUGAGUUAUUGGGUAAUUAUCCUUAGUUCUUGUGCAUGAUAUUUCAUCAGGGAACUUUUUCAUCCCUAGUUCUUUGGUAGUUGUUA